Molecule: messenger RNA, 2286 nt
Organism: Aspergillus udagawae
Lineage: Eukaryota; Fungi; Ascomycota; Eurotiomycetes; Eurotiales; Aspergillaceae
Product: putative Melibiase subfamily
Exons: 1
Coding region: 1-2286 (761 amino acids)
Biological process (GO): carbohydrate catabolic process
Molecular function (GO): alpha-galactosidase activity
Source: RefSeq, a predicted model, not a curated record
AUGAGCCGACCCAUGAUGCUCAUUGGCGCAUUAUUAGCCGGGAUUUACACAGCGGAUAUUUACCCCUCUUUAAAUACGAUUCUCGGGUCAAGGAAAUCCCCGGAGACCCUAGUAACUAGACUCAUCGAUUCCGACAUGCCCUCGCAAACAAUUACACUGGAAAACCAGGCUCUCCGAGUCAAAGUCCAUAUUGCUAAAGAUGGGGCAGCUUUCCUACAAGAGGUGCUGCCUCUCCCCGGCACUUCGCCGACCCCCGCGUUCAAAAAUUUCAGUGACUCGUAUGCGCCCUUGGUAGAGGUGCGGCUGGCUGGAGAAGGAACAGAAAGAAACAAAUCGUCGAAAAGCCUGGUGGGAAGCUACGUCGGAGCUCGUUUGCGAUAUCAGUCUCAUGAGAUUGAUACUGCAGCAGACACCCAGACACUCCAUGUUCGACUGAAGGAUGGUAUAUCCGGGGCGCUGGUGACCUCGCACCUCACGAUUCACGAGGGAUUCCCCGUGUUACGUGCGACGGCUAGCGUCCAGAACGGUGGAGACAAAGACCUCGUCGUCACGCAACUCACAUCGCUAGUCCUUGGUGGACUAUCGACUGGUUCGGACAAGUGGUGGCACGAGUACAGACUCUCUGUACCAAGCAACACGUGGUUUCGAGAAGCUCAGUGGGUUGAACAUGAGCUUCCCAGUCUUGGAGUUGAUGAUUGUGGCGUGUAUGGGCGGCCUGAUUAUCAUUGGGGAAGCCUGGGCCACUAUUCGGUGUCGAACCGCGGCACGUUUUCUACGGAAGGACACCUUCCCAUGGGGCUCCUCAAGCAUGUCGACGACAGAGAUACCUGGCUCUGGCAGGUUGAGAACAAUGGCUCCUGGAGAUGGGAGAUAGGAGACUGGAAGGACAGCAUUUAUCUAGCUGCUGGUGGGCCAGUAGAGACCGAGCAUGGCUGGAGUGAGAGGCUCGCUCCAGGACAGGAGUUUACUACCGUGCCUGUAGCGCUGUGCCAUGUUCAGAAUGACUAUGAAAUGGCCUUUGCAGCCAUGACCCAGUACCGACGCCAGAUCAGACGCAAGCACCGAGACCAUGACCGACUGCCGAUCAUCUUCAAUGAUUACAUGAACUGCUUGAUGGGGGACCCGACCGAGGAGAAAAUAUUAGCGCUUGUAGAUCCCGUUGUCAAAGCAGGUGCAGAGUACUUUGUGAUUGACGCUGGCUGGUAUGCCGACGAUUCCGGCUGGUGGGACGAUGUUGGGCUCUGGGAGCCGUCUCAGAAGAGGUUUCCGUCAGGAUUCAAAAAUCUUUUGAGUCAGAUCCGAAACAAAGGACUGAUUCCGGGAUUAUGGAUCGAGCCAGAAGUCAUUGGUGUCCGCAGUGUCGUGUCCAAGCAGCUGCCAAACGAAGCGUUCUUCCAGCGGGAUGGUCAUCGCAUCGUAGAGAAGAAUCGAUAUCAACUCGAUUACCGCCAUCCCGCAGUACGAGAGCACAUGAGCGCCGUCAUCCAUCGUCUUAUCGCUGAAUAUGGCGUUGGAUACUUCAAGUUCGACUAUAACAUCGAUGUCACACAAGGAACAGACAUCAACUGCUCAAGUCCAGGCUCCGGCCAACUGGAGCAUAACCGUGCGUAUCUGAGCUGGGUAAACGAAUUGCACGAUCGCUACCCGACCCUCCUGAUCGAAAACUGCUCCAGCGGCGCCCAGCGAAUGGAUUACGCCAUGUUGGCGGUCCACGCCCUCCAGUCAUCGAGCGACCAGCAAGAUCCAGAGCGCUACCCGGCCAUUGCAUCGGCACUCCCUACCGCUGUUACUCCAGAACAAGGGGCGAUAUGGACCUACCCGCAGCCGGCAUGGGACGAUGAGCUUAAUGCCAUGACAGUGGUUAAUAGUCUCCUGGGCCGCGUCCACCUAAGUGGACGUCUAGAUCUUCUUCGGCCGGAGCAAUUUAAUUUGGUCAAAGAAGGGAUGGAUGUUUAUAAAGCUAUACGGGCCGAUUUGCCCACAGCAACCGCAUUUUGGCCGUUGGGUCUUCCAAAGUGGCAUGAUGAUUGGUUCUCACUCGGUAUGGCUGUGACGAAGCGCGAUGGCAAUGGUCGCGAGUGCUACUAUCUUUCCAUUUGGAGACGAGGUGGUCCCGAAUCCCUUGACCUGCCCAUCAAAACACUCCGUGGUAAGGCUGUUAGCACUGAGAUUCUUUAUCCUACCAAGCUUCCCGCGACGACCGAAUGGAAGUCCGGCGAGGGCUUAAUGAAAGUCACUAUCCCGUCUGAAAUGGGAGCUCGGCUUAUCAAGCUGACAGCAGGGUGA